CCACAAUUCCUUUUCCUCUUCCCUAUGUGACUCGCCGCCAUGAAGGUUGAGUUGUGCAGUUUCAGUGGGUACAAAAUUUACCCCGGCCACGGCCGGCGGUAUGCCAGAAUCGACGGAAAGGUGUUCCAGUUUCUGAAUGCAAAAUGCGAGUCUGCUUUCCUGACCAAAAGGAACCCCCGGCAGAUCAACUGGACAGUUCUGUAUAGACGCAAGCACAAGAAGGGCCAGUCUGAAGAGGUGACGAAGAAACGCACCCGCCGUGCUGUUAAAUUCCAAAGGGCCAUCACUGGAGCCUCUCUGGCUGAGAUCCUCGCCAAGAGGAAUCAGAAACCUGAGGUGCGCAAGGCCCAGAGAGAGCAGGCCAUCAGAGCGGCUAAGGAGGCUAAGAAGGCAAAGCAGGCAAGCAAGAAGCUGUCCACUCAGAGUACCAAGGCCCCUGCCAAGGCUGCACUCAAACAGAAGAUUGCCAAGCCUAUGAAGGUCAGCGCUCCUCGUGUUGGUGGCAAACGUUAAUUUUGUCUCCUGUUAUGUAAUUAAAAAUGAUACAGUACGAUC
Molecule: messenger RNA, 555 nt
Organism: Electrophorus electricus (electric eel)
Lineage: Eukaryota; Metazoa; Chordata; Actinopteri; Gymnotiformes; Gymnotidae
Gene: rpl24
Product: ribosomal protein L24
Biological process (GO): cytoplasmic translation
Cellular component (GO): cytosolic large ribosomal subunit
Molecular function (GO): mRNA binding; structural constituent of ribosome
Source: RefSeq, a predicted model, not a curated record